Hyaloscypha bicolor E is the source of this 306-nucleotide messenger RNA. RefSeq lists its product as uncharacterized. The record is from RefSeq and is a predicted model, not a curated record. Lineage: Eukaryota; Fungi; Ascomycota; Leotiomycetes; Helotiales; Hyaloscyphaceae. Bases 1 to 306 code for a protein of 101 amino acids. The transcript has a single exon.
AUGGGAAGGGGAGAAAGACCUGGCGAUGAGGCGUACAUUCGGCCUUACAGCGAUGCUGCUAUCACACGGUGUCUGUACAGAUCGUUUGCCACCACACAGAAAGGAUAUCUGGCUCUGGUACCUCGUCAAGCUACACCAGGCCAUUUGGUCUGUGUACUCCGGGGUGGAAAUGUCCCGUUCAUUCUAAACCGACGAGAAGACGGGUAUCUUGAGCUUGUGGGCGAGGCGUACGUUCAUGGGAUUAUGGACGGUGAAGUUGUUCGGAGCGCUCAGAAGGAAGAUUUGAGCGUGUUUAGGAUUCGAUAG